GUCACAUGACGGGGCCAUCAUGGCGGCAGCCAGAGGCCAACCCGGCUCCCGGAAGCAGGCUUUGAGGGGCGGGAGCGUUGCUGGAACUCGAGCCGGAGCCAGAGCCAGAGCUGGAACUAGAGUGGGGAGGGCGGCCGGGCGGCCUGGAGCCGGACGCGUCCGGAGCGUCCCCGCAGACCGGGGCAGCAGGUCGUCCCUGCGCCCGCCAUGCUGGUGACUGCGUACCUCGCCUUUGUAGUCCUCCUGGCCUCCUGCCUGGGGCUGGAGCUGUCAAGAUGCCGGGCUAAGGCCCCCGGAAGAGUCUGCAGCAAUCCCUCCUUCCUUCAGUUUCAACUGGACUUCUAUCAAGUGUACUUCCUGGCCCUGGCAGCUGACUGGCUUCAGGCUCCCUACCUUUAUAAACUCUAUCAGCAUUACCACUUCUUGGAAGGUCAAAUUGCCAUUUUCUAUGUCUGUGGCCUUGCCUCCACAGUCCUCUUUGGCCUAGUGUCCUCCUCUCUUGUGGAUUGGCUGGGUCGAAAAAAGUCUUGUGUCCUUUUCUCCCUCACUUACUCUCUAUGCUGCCUAACCAAACUUUCUCGGGACUACUUUGUGCUGCUAGUGGGCCGAGCACUUGGUGGACUGUCCACAGCCCUGCUCUUCUCAGCCUUUGAGGCAUGGUAUAUACAUGAGCACGUGGAGCGGCAUGACUUUCCUAGAGAGUGGAUCCCAGCUACCUUUGCCCGAGUUGCUUUCUGGAACCAUGUGCUGGCUGUAGUGGCAGGUGUGGCAGCUGAAGCUGUGGCCAGCUGGAUGGGGCUGGGGCCUGUAGCGCCCUUUCUGGCCGCCAUCCCUCUAUUGGCUCUGGCUGGGACCUUGGCUCUUCGCAACUGGGGAGAAAACUAUGACCGGCAACGUGCCUUCUCAAGGACUUGUGCUGGAGGUCUGCGUUGCCUCUUGUCGGACCGCCGUGUGCUGCUGCUGGGUACCAUACAAGCCCUGUUUGAGAGUGUCAUCUUCAUCUUUAUCUUCCUCUGGACACCAGUGCUGUACCCACAUGGGGCGCCACUGGGCAUCGUCUUCUCCAGCUUCAUGGCAGCCAGCCUGCUUGGCUCUUGCCUGUACCGCAUUGCUACCUCCAAGAGGUACCACCUUCAGCCCAUGCACCUACUCUCCCUUGCUGUCCUCAUUGUUGUCUUCUCCCUCUUCAUGUUGACUUUCUCCACCAGCCCAGGCCAGGAGAGCCCAGUGGAGUCCUUCAUAGCCUUCCUUCUUAUCGAGUUGGCCUGUGGGCUCUACUUUCCCAGCAUGAGCUUUCUGCGGAGAAAGGUGAUCCCUGAGACAGAGCAGGCUGGUGUACUCAACUGGUUCCGAGUACCCCUCCACCUUUUGGCCUGCCUGGGGCUCCUUGUCCUCCAUGACAGUGAUCGUAAAACGGGGACUCGGAACAUGUUCAGCAUCUGCUCUGCUGUCAUGGUGAUGGCACUACUGGCGGUGGUGGGGCUCUUCACAGUGGUAAGGCACGAUGCUGAACUGCGGGUACCCUCACCCACUGGGGAGCCAUAUGCUCCUGAGCUCUAACCCUGUUCCAGGAUCAGGGGGUCGGGAUGGACUCUUGAAUCCUGCCUCUCCAGGACUAUACAGAUCCCUCUGUGACUUGACUUUGUGACUCUCAGCCCCUGAGCCUGACCUGGCUUCCCUCCUGCCAGUGCUUUGGGUUGGGGAGGACAUGGGUAUGAUGGACUGGAAAGAAGGUGCCAAAAGUUGCCUCUCUGUUACUCCCUUUCCCCUUACCACUUUAAAAUAAACUGUUUCAACUGAUCA
Orycteropus afer afer is the source of this 1803-nucleotide messenger RNA. It is a transcript of the gene SLC61A1, whose product is annotated as major facilitator superfamily domain containing 5. Lineage: Eukaryota; Metazoa; Chordata; Mammalia; Tubulidentata; Orycteropodidae. The record is from RefSeq and is a predicted model, not a curated record. Gene Ontology annotation, molecular function: molybdate ion transmembrane transporter activity. Gene Ontology annotation, cellular component: membrane. Gene Ontology annotation, biological process: molybdate ion transport.